AUGUUUGAAAGUUCAGUUGAUUCAGAAUUCAAAGGACCCAUUCCACCUUUAUUAAGUAGUAGAGUUGGGUUUCAGGAAGGAGAUCUUUAACAAAAUAGCUCUUGCAGUUUAAAUUAAGCAAUACCAUUACCUUUGAUAAAGUAAAAAACUUUUGGAGUCAAGAAAUCUGAAUAUUAAUCUGCUUAUGAUAAUGAAGAAAUAUAAUAUGGAUCUAAACCUUAAUUUUUGAAAACUAUUAUUGCAAAGAGUUUAUAGAGUAACUUCAUAAACAAUCUAUGGAAUAGAUCGUAUUUGAGAAAAUUAAAUCAAUUAAGUCCAUUUUAAAUUUAAUAAUUGGACGAUCUAUAGAUUUCAAGUGAUGGAAAUGAAUAAAGUAGAGGAUCUUAAUUAUGGAUUUUAGUGGAUGUAUUUACACCAUAUAGUAAAUUUAUUGCAUUUUGGGAUGCAUUUCAAAUUAUUACAUAUUUACUUAUUUUCUUUUGGUUACCAUAUAAAAUAUCAUUUGAAAUUUAUCAUAUAAGUGAAUUAUUUUCAGAAACCAAAAGUGCAAUUAUUGAAUAUAUGCUUAUGAUAAUAAUGGCUUUGGAUAUAGGAGUUGGUAUGAAUUUAGCUUUUAUUGAAAAAGGACAAAUAAUAAAGGACAGAAAAAGAAUAAUGUUAAACUAUUUCAAUAAAAAUGCAUUUGUCGAUUUAGUAAAAUUUUAUAUAUAUUUAUGCGGUUUCCUUUUUUACUGUGACAGUCCAAUUCUUUGUACCUAGUCUUAGUUCUAAAGAUUAAACAAUGAUAUUGAUUUAAACAAUCCUAUGUGUUGUAUUUUAUAUAUUGAGGAUAACCAAAAUAAAUAAGAUUCUAGCUUAAAUUUAGGAGUAAAUUAUAUAUAUUAUAUUUAGAUUUUUUAAUCUAAGUGGGUAUCUAAAUGAUUUAGUUGGUCUAUUAAAAGUUUUAAUGGUUAUAGUUAGUGUUGUACAUAUAUGUGGAUGUAUUUGGCAUGGAAUAGCAUAUUAUAAUACUUCUUAUUCAUGGUUGGAUGCCUAUAAUUUAAGAGAUAAAUCAAAUGCAUCAUAAUAUAAUGUAGCUAUUUAUUGGGCUACUAUGACAAUGACUACAGUUGGAUAUGGAGAUAUUACAGCUAAGAAUGAUUUGGAAUUACUUAUUAACAAUUUAACUAUGUUUAUAGGAUCUAUAGUUUUUGCUUAUUCAGUUAAUAGUAUUGGAAUAUUUGUAUCGAAUAUGUACAAAGGAACUAUUGAAUAUAGUAGAACAGUUAGUUUAAUAAAUACAUAUAUGAGUAAAAAUAAGAUAUAAUUUGAAUUGUAAACUAAAAUAAGGAGUUAUUUGGAAUAUAUAUGGUAAGAGGAAUAAGAGAUGAAUGAUGAUGAAGUAGGAUCGAUUGUUAAUAAAUUAAGUAAGCAUUUAUAAGAUGAAUUAUAAUAUUAAUUAAGAGGGAAUAUUUUAAAGAAUUGUAAAAUAAUAAUGAAGUUAUUUUCUGAAUCUUUUAUUAAGAGUUUAUUACAUUAUAUGGAAGAAUAAGCAUAUUCUCCUGAAGAAAGAAUUAUUAAUGUAAAUAUUGUUAUAUUAUAUUUAAAGAUUAAUGAAUUGGAUGAUUGUUCACUUUAUAUUAUAACAAAAGGGGAAGUUGAGUUGAUAUUUGAAGGUAAUUAAAUAAAAGAAAAAGUAAAGAGGAAUACAUUUUAAAAUUACCAUUAAUUUGAUUAUUUUGGAGAAUUAGCAUUAUUUACUGGGAAUCCUAGAAAUGCUACUGCUAUUUCAAAAGGAUUCACAAGAGUAUUUAAAAUAUAAAGAGAAAAGUUUUUAAAUAUUAUCUCUUCUUAUCCAGAUGAUUAUGAAAAAUUUUGUGAAAUAAGAGAUCGUAUUUAAAAUGGAGAUUAUGGAGCAUUGUAUCUUAAUUGUUUUAGUUGUUAAAGUAAUACUCAUUUAAUUCAAAAUUGUAAUUAUUUACAUUUUUGUGCUGACAAAGAAAAGGUUAUUAAAAAAGAGUAUUAUCCUGUUCAAUAAACAAGAAAUUAAAGAUAUUCUAGAAAGUAUCUUGGUAAAUAUCAUUCAUGGAUUAAUUUCUAAGUUAAUUCAAUUCGUGGAGAAGAUUAUCAAAAUGAUGCAUAAGUUAAAUUUUAAGAUGAAGUAGAUUCACAUACUUUAUAAAUGAAUGAUGCAUAUGAAGAUGAUGAUGGAUAGAUAGAAUAAGGUAAAUUAUAAAAUGAUGAUAUUGUAGUUGAAAUUAAAUCUUUAAUAAAUGAAAAAAGUGUAUCUGGUACAAUUAUAUAAAAUAUUGAUGAUGAAGAAGGUUAAAAGCCAAUAAUUAAUUAUUAAAGAAAAUCUAAUUAACCUAAAUCAACAAUGUAAACUGCAGGAUUUGGUGGUGGUUUAACUAAAGAUUGUAAUCAUAAUCUUAUUAUAUUUAGCAUAUAAAGAAGAUUAGAUUUAUUCAGAUAACUCUUCUGAAAAUUAAGAUUAAUUUAUUGUAUCUAUUCCAAAACCAUAAAUUAAUUUAGUUCAUUAGAAUAAUCCUUAACCUUCUCUUCCUUUACCACGACCAUCACUUAAAAAGUAAUUAUCAAGAAGUGCAUCUAAUGAUGAUCACAAUAUUCACACAAAUAGAAUGUCAAUUGAUUAAAAGUUCAUAACACUUAUACCAUAAAAAUCAGAUAUGGAUCUUAAAAAUCUUACAAAUAAUGCUAGAGUAUAAAUGAAAAGAACAACUACAAAUAAUAAUUAAACAUACAUUACAGAGAAUAAUACACAAAACAAUUAACAUUUAAGUAUUCAAACUAUUGCUCCAAUGUUACCUGGCUUUGAUAAAAUGCAUAUCUUUUUAAUAUAUCAACCUUAAAAUAAUUAUGAUUUUGUUAUAAAGAGGUAAUUAAUCUACUAAUUCUAUUUUUUAGAUAUGCAAAAGUUUAAAGAUUUUUUGGUAAAAAAAGAGUAUAUCCUGAAUAUUCUCUAUAUUCAUUCUUCUUUACUGCUAUUAAAAAAGGCUGGAAAUUAAGAAGACUUGGAGAAUAAAAUAAAAAUGCUAAAAGUCCAAUUAUGAUGAGAAGUCUCAGGAAAAUUCCAAAACCUUAUUAAGGUAUUUAUAAAUAAAGAAGUAAUUUUUUCAAAGAAGUUAAUUGA
Messenger RNA from Paramecium pentaurelia, 3130 nucleotides. NCBI's taxonomy places the organism in Eukaryota, Ciliophora, Oligohymenophorea, Peniculida, Parameciidae. The record is from the annotation of a GenBank genome assembly.